Thermothelomyces thermophilus ATCC 42464 is the source of this 1611-nucleotide messenger RNA. Its product is annotated as cytochrome P450-like protein. The record is from RefSeq and is a predicted model, not a curated record. Bases 1 to 1611 code for a protein of 536 amino acids. Gene Ontology annotation, molecular function: heme binding; monooxygenase activity; iron ion binding. Lineage: Eukaryota; Fungi; Ascomycota; Sordariomycetes; Sordariales; Chaetomiaceae. The transcript is spliced from 2 exons.
AUGACAACCUUUUCCAUCUUUGGGCUAGAACGCCCGGCCGUGUUGGCCCUGUCCAUUGCGGUUGGUGCGUCCUAUGUCAUCUACCUGGUGACGAUCACGAUUCAUCGACUCUUCUUCCACCGCAUCUCCCACAUCCCCGGGCCAAAGCUUGCUGCUCUCACAUACUACUACCAGUCGUACUACGACUUCUUCCCGCACCAGGGUCAAUUCAUCUUCAAACUCGACGAGCUCCACAGAAAGUAUGGCCCCAUCGUGCGCAUCGGACCCGACGAGGUCCACGUCAACGAUGCCAAGUUCUACAAGGAGAUGUACGGUUCCUCAACACACAAGCGCAACAAGAGCCCGAUCUGGUACUGGAUGCAUGGCCUCGGGGCCGUGGGCGACCAGAGCAUGUUCAUCACGCUCGACCACGACCAUCAUCGGCUCCGGAAGGCCGGGCUGGGCACCUACUUCAGCAAGCGCAAGGUCCAGGAGUUGGAACCGAGAGUGAAGGAGAAAGUCCUACUACUACGGCAGAGGCUUCUGGAACGCGCCGGCGGUGCCCCGGUCAAUCUCAAGGAUGCCUUUGGUGCAAUGGCGCUGGACAUUAUCACGCAGUACUGCUUCAACCGAUGCUUCGGAGCGCUUGACCGCCCAGACCUCGGGCGCGAGAUGAACAAGCUGAUGGGGGUCGGCGUUAAGAUCAACCCCUUUGCUCGCACGUUUCCGACCCUGGCCCGCACCGUGAUCAAGCUGCCGAGGUGGGCUCUCAAAUGGAGCGGCCUCGUGUCCACCACGGCCGAGUUCCUCGACCUCGCCGACAGGCUGUCCGCCGAGGCGCGGAACGAGGCGAUCCGCGACCUCGCCAGCGGCAAGUACUCGCAGACGGACGAUGCCGACUCGAGAACGGUCCUCCACUCCAUGAUGCGGAGCGACGUCCUGCCCGAGCACGAGAAGACGGAGAAGCGGCUGCAGGCGGACGGCAUGACGCUGAUCGCGGCCGGCUUCGACACCACCAGCCGCACCCUGACCGUCAUCUUCUACCACCUCCUGACCAAGGACCACAUCCGGGCCCGCGUGCUCGACGAGAUCCGCACCCUGAUGCCGACCCCGACCUCCCCGCUGCCGACCGUCGCCCAGCUGGAGCAGCUGCGCUACCUGACCUGCGUCAUCCACGAGGGCACGCGCCUGGCCCACGGCGUCGCCGGCCGGCUGGUGCGCAUCGCGCCCGAGGAGGACCUCGAGUACUACAGCCCCUUCGACGGGCGCCGGUACACCAUCCCGCGCGGCACCACCUUCGGCCAGUCGUCCUACCUGGUCCACACGGACGAGUCCAUCUACCCGAACCCGGCCGAGUUCGACCCGGACCGGUACUGGACCGACGACGGCAGGCCGACCGACGCCCAGCGCUACCUCGUCCCCUUCGGCAAGGGCACCCGCAUGUGCGUCGGCAUCAACCUGGCCUGGGCCGAGCUCUACCUCACCAUUGCCGCCCUGAUCGGCACGGUCGACAUGAGGAUCGCCCCCGGCACGACCGAGCACGACGUCACCAUGGUGCAAGACCUGUUCGUCGGCGUCUUGCCCGAGAAUCCCGGCGUUCGCGUGAACGUCGUCGGGCACCUCCAGGCUUAA